This is a messenger RNA of Culex quinquefasciatus (southern house mosquito), 1634 nucleotides long. RefSeq lists its product as uncharacterized. The transcript is spliced from 2 exons. The coding region runs from base 469 to 873 and encodes 134 amino acids. The record is from RefSeq and is a predicted model, not a curated record. NCBI's taxonomy places the organism in Eukaryota, Metazoa, Arthropoda, Insecta, Diptera, Culicidae.
AAUUUCGCGAUGAAUUCGAAAACAAUGCAUGUUUCCAAAAUCAUGAAAAAUGUUUUCGAUUUUGAAAUAAAUGUUUUCAAUAUCGAAGCAAAAUGUUUGCGGAAUCGCAACCACCAUGUUCGCGGCGCAAUUUUGUUUGGUCUGCCGCAGCCACAAUGCGUUACGCUGUCAGAGUGUCAGAAUCAGCUGCCUGCGGUGCGCUCGCAAAAUAUAAACAAACGACAAAAAUCGUGUUUAAAGCGAUUGAAGGUAGCUUAUUUCUGCGGUGGCGAAUGUAAAAAAUAAAAUGGAUCCAGAAAUAGUAAGUACUAUUUAUUCUGUAUAAGAUUAUUAGAAUUUAACUUCAAUUUUUAUUUUACAGCACGAAAAGUAACAAGACAUCCGGCGGGCAGUGGGACGGACAAUCUGUUGUCGAUCGAUCGACUUCCGCGCUGCAAACCUUUGGCUGCUCGAGAGGAGAAUGGUGAAAUGGCCCUGAUCCCGAUUGAGCAGAUCGGAAACCCCCCUUCAGUUCCACCAACGGCCGCAAAUCCUAGCGUAGUGAUCAACACGCCCAGCUCAACGCCUUCUGCCCGUACCAGUCCCAACGGCCGCCGCCCUCAAAAUGGGCGUCGGAUUCCCACUCCAGAACCUCAUCACCCAGGGCUAGCGGGACGACACCGGCCGAAUUCUGCAGCACCCAGUGCAAGUACUGCUGAACGAGUGCGGAAUCUGCGCUGCUCCGACCAGCACCUUCUCGCCAAUUGCAACACCUGUCAUCUGUACUACCACCUCGGCUGUUCCAAUCCUCCACUCACGCGGCACCAUCAAAAAGUCCAAACUGGCAGUGCUCCGAGUGUGACAAAUCGGACCACAUCGGCCCCGAGCUCGUGAUCCUGCCGAAAGCCCCGCGCAAGUCCCGAACCCGGAACAGCAAGGACGGCAUCAUUGUCCCUUACGACAUGCCCUUGCCCGAGUUUGAAAAGUCCUCGGAGAGUAACCCCGUCGUGUGAUGCGCCAACCUCUCAACCCAUACGACCCCGCAAGAGUGGAACCGGAGAUAGUCCCCACAAGAUAGCGGUGGCAAACGAUAUCAAGACGAAAGAUUUGCUGCUGGAGAUCCCGAAAAUCGACCAGGAACUGGCGGAAACGUUUAGCGCAAGGGAAACUUCGGUGGAAAAGUUGACGCCGAUGGCGGCCGCACCACCGGUUAAGCGAGGUCGCAAGAAGAAGGUCACCGAACCGACUUCCACAGACAAAGAGAGUUCCAAAAGCAGGAGGACAUCAAACCCAAGGUUGCAGUCACCGAGAUCCCGGACUCUCCGGUAAAGAAGCCCGAGCAGCCAAAGGAAGAAUCUGCUCCUGCCAUCGUUAAACCCCCUGUUAAACACAAAGAGGUCAAACCGGAAACAGAAGAAGGAGAAGCUGAAGGCCGGCUCCAACGGAGUCUGAACCAGAGUUUCCAAGAAAAGCUCACAUCCGCGGAUCGGCAACCACCUGACAACGACCUCCAGUGAAUCGCUGGAGCCACCAAAGCAACCAUCGACCCUCCCCAACAGGCUCCAGACGGCGUGAAAGUUCUUCCUGCGGUGGACGCCGCCACAGCCGGCACAUCCGGAACCGGAGGCAUCUCCUCUUCGAAAUCCUCACACAAG